This is a messenger RNA of Cladophialophora yegresii CBS 114405, 810 nucleotides long. RefSeq lists its product as uncharacterized. The record is from RefSeq and is a predicted model, not a curated record. The transcript has a single exon. The coding region runs from base 1 to 810 and encodes 269 amino acids. Lineage: Eukaryota; Fungi; Ascomycota; Eurotiomycetes; Chaetothyriales; Herpotrichiellaceae.
AUGUCGCCCGGCGGGGAGGGACGCUGUAUGGCGAAGCUGUGCUCGGGUUUCAGGAGGGACGGCACCUUUGCAGAAUACGCUGUCGUCCCUUCACGGUACAUCCUUCGCAUCCCUGAAGACGUCCCGGAUAACCUGGUCGCGCCGAUUCUGUGCGGGGGAGUGACAGCUUACAAAGCUAUCAAGGUCAGCGAAGCGGUCCCAGGACGGUGGAUGGUGAUCUCAGGUGCAGGCGGCGGCGUUGGAGCCCUGGGUGUGCAGUUUGCCAAGUCGAUGGGAUACCGCGUUAUCGCCGUCGAUCUAGGAGACGCUGAUCGCAAACGAGAGUACUGUCUUAAGCUGGGCGCCGAAGCAUACUUCGAUGCAAAGGAAGUAAACGCCGCCAAGAUUCAAUCGCUCACAGGAGAUGGCGCUGCAGCCGUGUUGGUGAUGGCCAACACCGGGAAAGCAUACCAAGCAGCAUUGGAAUUCGUUGCGCCGCUCGGGACAGUUGUGUGCGUCGGCAUACCAGCCCGCGAAGACAAGGUGAGCUUUCAUCCGACACUUGGUAUCAACAACGGCGUCCGCAUCAUCGGCUCCGCAGUUGGCACAAGAAAGGACAUCUGGGAAGCUAUCGAGUUCGUCCAGCGAGGCGCAGUCAAGCCAGCAGUGGAGAUGGCCACCCUAGAUGAUCUCACUGAGAUCGCUAAGAACUUUGGAAAGGUGAGCGACUCGUCGACAUCAGUGACCACAGUGCUAAGAUCGACGCAGACUUCAGGCAAAUAUGUGCUCAGACUAGCCGACGAGGCAACCCAACAAGCGAACAGAGCUUGA